Molecule: messenger RNA, 498 nt
Organism: Rotaria sordida
Lineage: Eukaryota; Metazoa; Rotifera; Eurotatoria; Philodinida; Philodinidae
Source: the annotation of a GenBank genome assembly
AUGAUUUUUAUCAAGGCUAUAGCAGGAGUUUUAAUAACUAUUAUUAUUAUAUGUGAUGGACAAUUUUUAACGCCAGAUCAAUUACGAGAACAACAAGAUCUUGGUUAUGGAGCUCGAACACAUUAUGAUUUAUCGGGAGGUCGACUAACAGAUAUGUUCAAUCGUAUCAAUCCCGAUUAUUUACUUCGAGGUUUUUUUCCAUUUUGGUCAGUUGUACUUAUUGCUUUUGCACUUGUAUUUCUAACAAUAGCUGUUAUUGGACUUAUUGGUUAUUUAUUAGGAUGUCGUCGACCAACUGCGGAAGAAAUUUAUGUAAAAGAAUUUCAACGAAUACCACCAGAUGAUGAAUUUUUAUUAGGUAAUGAUGGUUCUACAAAUGCAAAUGGUAUUCAAAUAUCAACAAAUGAAUAUUUUAAUAAUAAUCAAGAUUUUCCUUAUAAAUCAUCACCACUUGCAGAACGAACACGUAUUGGACAGAGUGGUGAAGAUAUGGUGUAA